AUGACACAAAGGGUAUCAAUCAAGAACUUGAAGGACAUCACCCCGGCGAAGCAUGUUGUCCGGGCGAUCCACAACUCCGACUGCCGCACCCCAAUUAUCUUCAUCGAGGAGGACGAGGACCCCUUUGUUUCCGUGAGCUAUAUGGCCGCGAAACAGGACUCCGCCGUCUGGGGUUUCGACCUCGCAGUGAAUAAAAGCAAGCAGAACAUCAUGGACUAUAUCGACGUCAGCGUGAACAACGGGGACUGGGUCUACCUCACGAACUGCGAUGCGGUCGACGAGACCUUCUUCCGCGACGUCACGCGCUUUAUCUACCACCUCAAGCCCGACCCCAAACACUACCCCCGCCGUGAGCUUUUCCGCUGUGUGUUUUGCGUCCAAAAGGCCUUUGACCUGAACGGGCCCGCCGAGAAGCCCUUCCCACUGCUUCUCCUGCAGAUCUCCAUUAUCGCGCGGACGGUGUCGGGGAACCCGAAGUGGACCCGCAUCCUCCCCGCGAAUGCCGACCUCUACGCUGAGGCCCAGUCCAAACGACAGCGGCGCCGCAGCCAAGGCCGGGAUAGCGAUAGCGAAAGCGACAUCGACACCGAGUACCCUAUCUCGGGCAAGCUUUUUUACCGCGCGAUUGAACUCGACAACGACUACGUUUGCUCCCAGCGCUAUACCGAGAAGCAGAUUCUUGAAAAGGCGAUUCGGGAGGACGACGUGCAGACAAUACAGGAACAGGGGAAGGGGAUGAAGGUGGAUCUGGACGCCGAGCUCUGUGAGGGUAUGACGCCACUUCAACUGGCCUGUGUCCUGGAGCAUACGGAAUCCGUAAGGGCACUUUUAGAAUUGAACGCGGAUCCGAAUCGACCUCGCUCGACGGAUGGCCGUCCACCUCUUUUUAUGUCCAUCGAUGACGUCAAACUGGCGGAGGCUCUCGUCGACGGGGGGGCAGAUUUAUUCGCAAAGUAUGAGGGCUUCCGAGCAGAUUCACAUCCCGAUACCGCGCCGGACGUUGCAGCAUACCUACGAAAGGAACGAAUACGGGUAUAA
Messenger RNA from Phytomonas sp. Hart1, 1038 nucleotides. The record is from the annotation of a GenBank genome assembly. Lineage: Eukaryota; Euglenozoa; Kinetoplastea; Trypanosomatida; Trypanosomatidae.